GACCUUAUGUCGACACGGAAGCAGCGAGAAGGACUACGGCCACGGCUGGGAGUGCAUGAAGCUGGACAAGAAGGUAUGCACCUACAGGGACGAGUGCAAGCAGGUGCGCACGGACAAGUGCAAAGAGUACGGCUACGAGGACAAGUGCCACUACGUGCAGGGCAAGUGCAAGGCCUACAACCAGAAGAAGCAGUGCAGGGACGAGAAUUUCUGCGUGGAGUACAAGCAGGAGAAGAAGUGCAAGGAGAGGAGCGUGUGCAAGGCCUACGAGCAGGUGCACGAUUGCAAGCCCAACCACAAGUGCGACUCCUACGACCAGUACGGCAAGUGCACUCGGUACGGUCAGGACUGCCACUACAAGCAGGGCCCCUGCAAGGAGUACAAGACGGAGAAGCACGACUGCAAGUACCACCCCACGGACGUGUGCAUCAAGUACGACACGCGCAAGGUGGACUGCAAGUACGUGAACACCGACUGCAAGGAGUACGAGCAGGUGCAGAAGUGCGACAAGGUCAAAGGGGGCUGCAAGGCGUACGAGUACAACAACGACUGCAAGAAAGUGGAGGACGUGUGCUACAAGGGCAUAUGCGAGAAGAAGAAGUAUAAGCCGUCGCCCUCUCCCUACCGCUCGCCGUCGCCCUCUCCCUACCGCUCGCCCUACGGUGGUUAA
Molecule: messenger RNA, 670 nt
Organism: Ostreobium quekettii
Lineage: Eukaryota; Viridiplantae; Chlorophyta; Ulvophyceae; Bryopsidales; Ostreobiaceae
Source: the annotation of a GenBank genome assembly